Molecule: messenger RNA, 1893 nt
Organism: Photinus pyralis (common eastern firefly)
Lineage: Eukaryota; Metazoa; Arthropoda; Insecta; Coleoptera; Lampyridae
Product: amidophosphoribosyltransferase
Exons: 7
Coding region: 204-1754 (516 amino acids)
Biological process (GO): purine nucleobase biosynthetic process; purine nucleotide biosynthetic process
Molecular function (GO): amidophosphoribosyltransferase activity
Source: RefSeq, a predicted model, not a curated record
AAACAACAACCCGAAAAGUAGGUGGUGACGUCCAACAGGGUCGUAGUGGGAAAGGCCACGUGCUUAUAGUUGAUAAAAUAGAAGCGGCAAAUAUUCAGGUUUCAGUUUUAGAAUUUAUUAUCGUUGCGGUGAUUUUGAAAAUCGUUUGGAAACUGUUCCUCUCAUCAUAACACGCGUAACUUCUCCUCGGUUACGAAACGCAUAUGGAGACCGAUAAAUUCGCCUUGGAUAAAAAGCGUUUAGGCAGAGGUGCCGUUCACACUGGAUUAACGCACGAAUGUGGUGUUUUUGGAGCAAUUGCAACGGGAAAAUGGCCAACCGAACUGGAAAUUUCGCAAAUUGUCUGCUGGGGAUUGGUCGCUCUUCAACAUCGAGGUCAAGAAUCGGCAGGAAUCGUUACAAGUGAGGGCAAAUGUUUGAAAAAUUUUAAUGUACACAAAGGAAUGGGGAUGAUCAAUAACAUAUUUAAUGACGAAGCGAUAAAAAAACUUAAGGGAAACUUGGGUAUUGGCCACACCAGGUAUUCGACAAGCGCCGCUUCCGAAGAGGUAAAUUGUCAGCCGUUUGUUGUCCAUACUCAACAUGGGGCCUUAGCUGUCGCUCACAAUGGAGAAUUAGUUAACUGUGAUAGUUUACGUAAAAUGGUAUUAUCAAGAGGAGUAGGUCUGUCAACUCACUCAGAUAGUGAAUUAAUAACGCAAGCAUUAUGUCUAAAUCCGCCCGAAGGAGAAAAAAAUGGUCCCAACUGGAAUGCCCGUAUUAAACACUUGAUGCAGUUGGCACCACUUAGCUAUUCCCUCGUUAUUAUGCUUCGAGACAAGAUAUAUGCUGUUCGAGAUCCUUAUGGUAACCGGCCGUUGUGUCUAGGAAAAAUACUUCCAUCAGGAGAGCCGCUGUAUGGCGAUUGCGACGAGAAACGGCAAGCGGAGGGUUGGGUUGUCGCUUCCGAAUCGUGCGGUUUCCUGUCGAUCGGGGCACAGUACGUGCGAGAAGUAUUCCCGGGUGAGAUUAUCGAAAUGGCGCAAGACGGAAUUAGGUCAAUUGAUAUUGUGGACAGGCCCGGAGAUAAAGCCCAAGCGUUCUGCAUAUUUGAGUACGUGUACUUCGCGCGAUCGGACAGUAUUUUCGAAGGACAGAUGGUGUACGCCGUUCGAUUACAGUGCGGACGCCAGCUUGCAAUUGAACACCCUGUCUCGGCCGAUAUCGUAAGUUCGGUGCCGGAGUCGGGAACGGCGGCGGCGCACGGAUUUUCGCGACAAUCUGGCAUCACGUUCGCCGAGGUGCUGUGUAAAAAUAGAUACGUGGGAAGAAGCUUUAUUCAGCCGAGCACGAGAUUGAGGCAGCUCGCUGUUGCUAAGAAGUUUGGCGCCAUAUCUGACAAUGUCAGAGGUAGGCGUAUUAUUCUGGUUGACGAUUCAAUCGUGAGGGGUAACACUAUUGGCCCAAUCAUAAAAUUGUUGAGAAAUGCGGGUGCAACCGAAGUACACAUAAGGAUUGCCAGUCCGCCUUUAUUGUACCCUUGUUAUAUGGGCAUCAAUAUUCCGACACGAGAAGAAUUAAUUGCAAACAAGCUAAGCCCGAAACAACUAGCAGUACACGUUGGUGCUGAUAGUCUGGAAUACUUAAGCGUGGAAGGUUUAGUGAAAGCAGUAAGAAGUGAUAUUCAGGUCAAGAGUCCAAGUACUGUUGGUCACUGUACGGCAUGUCUAACUGGUGAUUACCCAGGUGGAGAACCCAAAUUAUUUGAAUGGUAGAACUCACCUAUUUACUUGUGUUGUAAAUAUAUUUAUAAUAACUUUGACUUAUUUAUGAAAUGAUUUGGUAGUCUUUAGUUUUGUAUAUUUUUUUCAAAAUAAACUGCAAUUCAGAAACAAAAAUUGCAAUUACACGGUG